AUUCCGCAGACCCGCCCCCCUCGAUUUGAGGGAAAGCUAAAGCGUGGCAGGGGCCGGGCGGGGAAGCGAAGGAGGCGGGUCUCCAUAGAAACCUCCACCUGUUUCCGGCCGGGCUGUGUGAGAUUAGGGGCUGCUGAGGGGGCCAAUCUCAGUCAGCUCGCUUCUUCCCGGCGGCCCCUGCGGGCGUGGUGGGUGUUGUACACAAUCAUCAUGGCGGCGGCCGGAGGCCCGGAUGGCAUGGAGGAACCUGGCAUGGACACGGAGGCCGAGGCCGUGACCACCGAGGCGCCCGCGCGGCCCCUCAACUGCGUGGAGGCCGAAGCCGCGGUGGGGGCGGCGGCCGAGGACUCCUGCGACGCGCGAGACAACCUGCAGCCGGCCCCGGCCCAGCCCCCUGGGGACCCGGCGGCACAGGCCUCGGUCAGCAACGGCGAGGACGCGGGCGGCGGCGCGGGCAAGGAGCUGGUGGAUCUGAAGAUCAUCUGGAACAAGACCAAGCACGACGUCAAGGUUCCCCUGGACAGCACAGGCUCCGAGCUAAAGCAGAAGAUUCACUUGAUUACAGGUCUCCCGCCUGCUAUGCAGAAGGUCAUGUAUAAGGGGCUUGUCCCUGAAGAUAAGACAUUGAGAGAAAUAAAAGUGACCAGUGGAGCCAAGAUCAUGGUGGUUGGCUCAACUAUAAAUGAUGUCUUAGCAGUAAACACCCCCAAAGAUGCUGCCCAGCAGGAUGCAAAGGCAGAAGAGAACAAGAAGGAGCCCCUCUGCAGGCAGAAGCAACACAGAAAAGUGUUGGACAAAGGAAAACCCGAAGAUGUGAUGCCAUCUGUUAAGGGGGCUCAGGAGCGCCUGCCAACGGUACCCUUGUCUGGCAUGUAUAAUAAGUCUGGAGGAAAAGUGAGACUCACCUUUAAGCUAGAGCAAGACCAGCUGUGGAUUGGCACUAAAGAUUCCUGGAGGGACCUGAACAUGCCUAAUUCAUCUGUUUCUGGCCAGCACUGUAGGUAUUCAGUGUUUGAGAGCGGACAGAGAAACUGCCCAUGGGCUCCAUUAAAAAUGUGGUCAGUGAACCUAUUGAAGGACAUGAAGACUACCACAUGAUGGCAUUUCAAUUGGGCCCCACGGAAGCCUCUUACUACUGGGUGUACUGGGUUCCAACUCAAUAUGUGGAUGCAAUCAAAGACACUGUGCUGGGCAAGUGGCAGUAUUUUUGAAAGCACUUUCACCUCUGGCCCAGGAGACUGACCCAAAGUGAAGGACAUUGCCGGGAGAGGCCUGCAGCAUCCCUGGAUUUCAGAGUUCUGGAACUUUGUUCACACACACAAAUCUCUAUUCAAUCUGAGGUGAUGUGGUGACCGAAGCCAGAGGUGAUAUACUUUCACUCACCAUUAGCUUAAUUUUAACUUAAAAUCACUGGUUCCCUUUCUUGCAGUCAGCUUCAUACCAUUUUUAAAGUCAGUAUGGUGGAAAUCAAUAAAUCUGAAUUCCGAACACGUGUGGAAUACUCUUAAGUGUGUUUGAGAGUAGAUCUGCCAGUUAUGCUGAGAAGGAAAUAAUCAAAAGCUUUCUGGUUGUUUUUUCUUUCUCUCCCUUUCCUUUGUUUUUUUGGAAGUGAUUUCAACUGAAGUAUUUUCAAAUGUCUUUGGUUGCAUACAUUUGGACUGCAUUAUGAUUAGUUGGGGUUUUUUUUUUUUUCUUUCCUUGGUAUUAAAAUUAUAUGCAAAAUGGGGGGGUUAGUAAGCCAUAUUUUUUUUUUCUGUAUGUUAAUUCAGAUUUCUUUCCUUUCCUUUUUUUAAAGUUUUCUCACUUCCCUAGAGUUCUGUUUUAAAACCCAAAGAUGCCAGUUCCCCUUUUGGUACCUCAUCCUCACUUCCUUGCCGGGCUCUCUCCCAUGUGCUGCUGCUGCUUGGGAACGCAUGUGGGAGAGGAAGAGCUGGUGGUCUUGGCCUGGGGUCUCCCCCUUGCUCUGGUGUUUGUUGAGCAGCAGAAAUCUCUCAAGUCACUCCUGUGUACAUGUCUUGCCCUUUGGGCCUCUGUUCUGGGGACUUCCACUGCUGGUUUGCUUGUUGGCAGCCCUCCUUGGGUUAGCGUGGAGACCCAGUUUGGCUCAAACAAGCCUGGGACAUGCUGCUCCGAGGUCCCAGCUCCAAAGAAGAACCGGGCAACUAUCUGGCCACAGCUUGACCAGUUCUUGCUUUGGAAGUUUCCAGAACUCUAAGUAGUCCAGUGGUUGUUUGAAUAACACUUCUUUGUUUGGUCCUUCUGCUCAUGCAUUCAGUUCAAGUGUCCUUUAUCCCAGGUUCAGAAAAGACAUCUGACCUAGUGGGUUGGCCAAUGGUGUUUGAACAACAGAAAUGGGAUAAAUUCCUUUCAUGAUCAGCUUGCCCUCUUCUGGUUUUAGCCCUGGUGUUUUUCGUACAUGUGAACUUUUGUCGUCCCAGUAUGCCUUGAUUGACUCUGAAUUGAGGGACUUGGUGGGUAAUCCCCUUUGUGCUGUUUGCUCUUUCUCUGCUGCUGUCUUUGCAAUUCUCCUCUCCCUGGUUGCAGGCUCUCAUAGUAAGGUUUGGUGAGAAACCUUCCCAGCAUCACACUUUGGACUCUUAAGCUGUUACCCGCCCUCAUCCUGUGAAAUGUAUUCGCAUGUUUUCGCCUAAGGUGACUAUUCCUUGUGAGCCAGUUAAUGAUGAUAUUUAUGCUCUUCCUUCUAAGCUGUAGUCGGGAAUUCAGCCCACGUAGACUCUUGCUUUUUGUGGUGUAUUCAGUGCCAAGUUACACAUCUGGACAGGAAAAUCUGUUCUGCUUUUGGGGCACAUAAGUACAUAUGUGAAAUGCUGCGUCCAAGAUGCCUGUGUCUCAUCACCUCAGUGGUAAUUGCAGUUUUCUGUUCUUGUUGGCCUGUAGUUCCUGGUGAAAAGUGCAGUUUGCUCCUUGUCCCAGCCUCCUGCACUUGGCAGGUCUACCAAGGAAAUGAUCGUGCAGCAGGUAGACCAUCAUCUUGGUUUCAAUACUGUCCUUUUCUUUGCCGAUGUCCGUCUUCUUGAGACUUGUCUGACAGUGCCACACACUCAGUUUUGGUCUCUCUGGACAGGCCUCUGUUUCCACUUUGGUUCUGAGACCCCCUCCUGCCAGCCCCCCAUUUGCUGUGUGGUUCCUAGCACUUUCUGCCACCCCUCCUCCCAGUGCGCAUGCCCUGCCAUUAUCCCCCUGCUGCCUAAGGGCCAAACUGCUUCUCACUCAGGCUGGUGUCAUUUUAAGAGGACCAAAGCCUCUGUGAGUCUUUUUAUUUUCAGUAAAAUGGUGCUUUUUCCUUACUUCAAGAUAUUCUCUAUAAAUAAUGUAAAUGACACCUUUUCGUAUGGAGCUGUUUUGAGUAUUGCUUUCCAGAGUUCACUGAAUCUGCUAUCACAGUCUUGAGCUCUGGCUCCUGACCCUGUCAGCAUGGAAGGCCUUGCCAGAAGCUCUCAGGAGGGCAGAGGCAGGCAGUACUGGAAGCUUCUGGGAGAAGUGUUGAGAUCUUGUCUGGGUCACUAUUCACUAUUUUGUCACUCAGUCCCGUGAGCAGUCUUUUAUAUUUCUUACCGUGUGGAAUAUAUUGACUAAAUCUGUGUGAGCAAAUUGAAGUACUCUUCCCUUUAGGUAGCAUCCCAGUGUUUAUUUUUCCUCAGGAUUAUUUCUGUACAACUCCUUUACUGUCAGAUGAGAGGGGACUGGAACUUUCCCUCCCUGUGGCAGAGGCAUGCAAGUGGCUCUCCAGGAGAGGGCCUCUGGUGGCAUUACAUGAAGCUAGGUGGAGGGGUCCCAGGCUUCUCUGGGGCUUGUCAUCAUGUAGCCUCCCAAAAGACUGCUCUCUCAUCUAGAAUUGGUACUGGUGGCCCUCUUGCAGGUCUGCCCUCACAGACAUCACACUUUCCUUUUCCUCCUUGAGGCAACUUGGCAGAAAAAUGUGACCACAUAACUCCUGCUGAGCCUGGUUGCCUCAGCUCUGUUUCAGUUAGUCAACUCAGAGCACUUAGACUCAAGAGUUGCUGGAGCUCUCUGGUAUGAAGUAUUUUAAUUCAUGGUGGGCCUUUGCAAGUAGCUUUGGCUCUUAGAUGAAGUUUAACUGAGUAAGGAUGCACUUUCUUAGCAUCUUGGGGGCCUGGCAAGGUCCUAAGUGGCUCCUUAGUUGCUGCUUUCCCUUACAAGGGCCAAAGAGAUUAAGUUUGCUACGUUGCCGUAUCUCAGAAAAGUUGCCAUAUUUCACCCAGAAGGGGAGUUUUCUUAUUCUGUAACAUGUGCCUGGAGGAGCCAUUGUAGGCUCUUGAAAUCUUCCCACCCUUUCUUUGCCAGCUGAGAAGGGAAAGGGAUAGACCCAUGUGCCAAGGGCCAUGCAAGGGCAGGCUUUCUUUCCACCCACCUGCUGCCGGAACCAUCUUUUUCAUGCUCCUUGCCGCUGUUCAUGCCUGUUUCUUGAAAAAGGAUUGUCCUUCUGUCUUCAGGCUUUGUAAUAAGAGUCACCUCCUGUCAGGGUGGGCCUUUUUCCUUCUUGUAUGGCAUAGCAGCCUUCCUGAAGUCAACAGUGGUCAGGAGCCUUCUGAUGUGCAGGACGUCUGGUGGACUUACCUGCCAGUCUGGGCGGUUCUACUGCUUUCUGGGUGUCUAAGAACCUUUCUUUUCCUUUCUUAAAGAGUUCUGCAGAGUUAUUUGACAAUGUAUGUAAGUACCAUGUUUCCUUGUGGUGUACACUCUGUUCUGGUUUGUUUUUUAAAACAAAAUGCCUGUUUGGGAGGAGAUGAACGUUAUGUAGUCUAUUAGAUUUGCGCUGCUGGAUUUUUUUUCAAGUGUAACCUUAACUAGCUGUCUCAUUGUUUACCCUGUAAGAUUAGUCUAUCAAUUAAAGUUUGAUAAUUAA
Molecule: messenger RNA, 4888 nt
Organism: Nannospalax galili (Upper Galilee mountains blind mole rat)
Lineage: Eukaryota; Metazoa; Chordata; Mammalia; Rodentia; Spalacidae
Gene: Ubfd1
Product: ubiquitin family domain containing 1
Exons: 8
Coding region: 211-1098 (295 amino acids)
Molecular function (GO): RNA binding; cadherin binding
Source: RefSeq, a predicted model, not a curated record